CGGUCUUAUUCAUAAUCAUUUUUCACAUUUUAUCAAAUGCUUAUUAGAGGUUUAUAAAACGUUUGAUAAAAAUUGUUAUUCAUAAUCGUCAUUUAGCGCUAAAAUCCUCUUUUAUCUGUGUGAUAAGUUAUCGAGAGCUCGGGCCUUGUUUAAAGCUCUAAUAAACCUAUUUUAACCUAACUUUUAUAAAUGUCAUUUCAUAUGAAUGUCACUUCGUUGGUUUAUUUAUUCAAAAUAUCCUUGCUGUGAUCCUUGCUUGUGAAAAUGAAUGCUAUAAAUGCAAUUGUGCAUUUAGCCAAUAAUGCCGACCCAGCGCGACGUAGAAAGCUCUACCGCCAACGAAGCAACCCAUUCGAUUUGCGGGACCUAAAUUUUAAAAUAAAAUAUAGGUUCAAUAAGGACACAGUGCGCACCAUCAUAGAUUUGGUGGAAGAUGAUCUGGUUCAGAGCGCUAGAGGUGGUGGCACGUGUCCUGAACUGCAAGUUUUAGUGGCCAUAAGAUGUUGGGGACGUCGUGAGGUACAAGAUGAUGCUGGUGACCUCCAUGGCCUAAGUCAGCCGACAGUGAGCCGGAUAUGCGCCAGAGUCGCGCAUGCAAUCGCGAAUAAGGCAAAUUCCUUCAUCAAAAUGCCUAUCACUAUAGGAGAGCAGGAAAGAAUUAGUGCCAAAUUUAGAGCAAUUAAAAAUUUUCCUGGGGUGAUAGGAGCCAUAGAUUGCACCCACAUUAAAAUUAAAAAAACCGGAGGUGACAUGGCCCAGUACUAUAUUAAUAGAAAAGGCUAUUAUUCCCUGAAUGUUCAGGUUGUCUGUGAUGCUGACCUCAAAAUAAUGGAUAUAGUGGCUAGAUGGCGAGGCAGUACACAUGACAGUCGAAUUUUUAUGGAGAGCAAUAUAAAACAACGAUUUGAGGAUAGGCAGUUUAGAGGACGCCUUAUUGGCGAUUCGGGCUACCCUCUUCUGCCAUAUCUAUUUACACCUAUUUUAAGGCCUAGUCGUCCAGAAGAAGAAGCAUACAAUAAUGCUCACAUCUCAACUAGGAACACUGUUGAAAGGUGUUUUGGGGUGUGGAAGCAGCGGUUCCAAUGCCUACUCCAUGGCUUACCAGUAAGCCUCCAAAAUGGAAAAGCUGUGAUCAUAGCAUUGGCUGUAUUACAUAAUAUAGCCAUUGAUAUGAAUGACACAUUGUUAGAACAACAUAUGGAGCAGGUCCCUGUAACUCCGCAACUUUCGACGGAGAACAGUGUUCACGACAACCGACCUUCAUUGUUGAGGCGUAGGUCGCAGUUGAUACUACAAAAUUUUAUAAAUCAACAUUUUUGAAUGAUACUGUUCCUGGC
Ostrinia nubilalis (European corn borer) is the source of this 1337-nucleotide messenger RNA. Its product is annotated as putative nuclease HARBI1. Bases 265 to 1320 code for a protein of 351 amino acids. The transcript is spliced from 5 exons. The record is from RefSeq and is a predicted model, not a curated record. Lineage: Eukaryota; Metazoa; Arthropoda; Insecta; Lepidoptera; Crambidae.